AAAUACAUUUUUGUGAACCUGCCAAAGACUUACGGAGACGACGAAGCUGUUAGAUGUAGCAGUUGUACGUAGACUAUCACUUUACAUGAUUUAGAGGCUAAUAACAAGAAAACUGACACCGGGAGCGUCAAAACACAAAUAAAAACACCGGCAAAUGCUGCAUAAGGAAAAAGCACCUGGCUUAGCAAGCUAAGGUUAGACCUGCUGGUGUUAUGACAGCUGACUACCCUGCCAAGGCUGAUAUGAUGUGCAGCAACUAAACAAAUAUUGAAGUGUGAAUAUCAGAUGCCCGGUCAACCUGAUGGCUUGAAACCCAGAAAGAGGAAGAGUAGCUCUGAGGUCAAAAGCUCCAGAAAGGCCUCUGCUACAAGGAGGAGAUGUACACAAAGUCCAAAGACACACUCGUCAGCAGAGAGCACAUCUGUAGUCGGUGGUUUAAGUAAAGUAGACGCACCUCAAGAGAGACUCUCCAGCAUCAGCUGCGAAUGCACUCUGACCGCAGGCCGGGGGAGAUGCCUGGCAUCACCGGAGCUCGAAGGACAGGAGGGCAAAGAGAAUGAACUCAAGACAGGGCUGGAUAUGGACAGCUGCAGAUUGAAUAAUACCUUUGACAAACCGGAGUCUGAGGACAUGGAAUGUGACGAUUCUGUCAGACACAUGUUCCCAGAUGACGACAGUAAUCAGAUUCUUCCUGUGGAGCAGUUCUUUGGAAACUUGGAUACAGUACAGGACUUCCCUCAGAGGUCAUCAGCCUCUUCUGCCCGUGUUCAGAGGGAGAACGGGAGACGACACUACUUUGCACUGGAGGACAGUGACGAAGAGGAGCUAGACUUCAGCACUAUGCAGAAAGGAGACGGAGGGGGCAUUCAGUGACAAGGAGCUGCACUAAUGAAUGUAGUGGACUCAUUGUCUUACCCUGUGGAAGGACAUUAAACCCCUCAGAACUGAGGAAAAAUCAGCCAAAUUAAACUUUUAAGUGGGAUUGAGGUUAGUGUUGACUUGCUGAAGCUAAAUACGCUUUAGGCCAAACAAACAGUAUCUGCCAUAAACUUGCUCUUAGUAGCUCACUAAGGGCUUAAGUGGCUUUUUUUUGCACUCAGAAAUCGAGCAUUAAAUUUGUUGUUAAACAUUUACCAAAAGUAUUUGCAGCAUGACGGUUAGCAGUUUGAAAGCAAGUCCUUGAUUGGCUGUCUAAAUACCAAAAACUGCUCUGUAGUAUUCAACCACUUACAAGUGGCAUGAUGUCAGAGUAAUAUUUCUGAUAUUUUUUAAGGUUGCCACAGUAAUGAUGCUCAUAGUCAUCAGUAAGGAACAUAUUUAGUGUGUAAAUACUACAUAUUGAUUUCAUAUUUAUAGAUUAAAUUCUGCCCCUGAAUCAGUCACCUUUGGUGUUAGCUCGAGCAGUGGUUUUUAACCGGUGGAGCGGGACCCAAAAGUGGGUCACUAAGCCCCUUUCAGUGGGUCGCAAAAGGACAUCUUGGAAAAAUAAUCAGUGUCAAAAAAUCUAAGAUGUGCUUUAAAAAAAUAUUGUUGUUUUCCUAACUCUUUGUUGUUGAACAUGUUUUAGUAUACAAUCUAAAUAGCACAAUUUUCAUUAAUAACAUUUGAGAGGUUAACUUUUUUCAGGAAUUUGGGUUGCAAUUUCUCAUCAAUGGGUUUGUGAUGGGUCCCGAGGCUCGACCAGUCAAGAACCACUGAGCUAGAGGGUGUGUUGGAAAAGCACUUUAUUUAAACUAAUCCGUCCACAGCACACCAUAAAAUACUUCAAAAUGUGAGGUCAAGUGUGCAGGUCGAGAAAUUAGUGUUGCCAAAUAGUGCUGGAUCAAAACAAAACAGGUCACUUGAGCUGUUCACAGUUUUUGUAGUAUUUUGUAUAUACGUUAAUGUGACAAUCCAAUCAAGGUGUUUUAUCAAAUGUUUUAUAUAUUUUUACCGCCUUAUUUAUGCCAAAAAAAAAAAGCUUUUCAUAUUCGUCUAUGCAACUUUGUGCCUCACUCUUCAAGCAUUGUAUAAUCAGUUCAUGCAGUUUACAUCAUUGUGCCAAUACAAGAACAAAUAAAUGUUUUUUCUCAUGAUUUCA
Messenger RNA from Labrus bergylta (ballan wrasse), 2080 nucleotides. It is a transcript of the gene c12h1orf174, whose product is annotated as chromosome 12 C1orf174 homolog. The record is from RefSeq and is a predicted model, not a curated record. Lineage: Eukaryota; Metazoa; Chordata; Actinopteri; Labriformes; Labridae.